Oncorhynchus keta (chum salmon) is the source of this 3200-nucleotide messenger RNA. It is a transcript of the gene pkd2l1, whose product is annotated as polycystic kidney disease 2-like 1. The transcript is spliced from 15 exons. Gene Ontology annotation, molecular function: calcium channel activity; muscle alpha-actinin binding; calcium-activated potassium channel activity. The coding region runs from base 95 to 2575 and encodes 826 amino acids. Gene Ontology annotation, cellular component: membrane. NCBI's taxonomy places the organism in Eukaryota, Metazoa, Chordata, Actinopteri, Salmoniformes, Salmonidae. Gene Ontology annotation, biological process: detection of mechanical stimulus; potassium ion transmembrane transport. The record is from RefSeq and is a predicted model, not a curated record.
CUGGUCCUGCCUCACUAUCAUCUUGCUUGAGAACCUACGGCAAUAUUAUCCCAUAUUGGAGUGUAGAGAGCCAGGUGAUCCCAACCAGGCACCAAUGCAGCGCCUCAACAACCGGUCGGAGAGUCACCUCAGUGGACAGGUGGAGUGUGAGUUGGACAGCCUGGGGAAGGGUUCCUGGGUGAACCAGGGGUACUGUGGCUCUCCUCCACCCAUACCUCGGGCUAUCAGCACCGUCUACAACCCUCAGCCUCUGUACCCACAAGGCUCCUUCGACAGCAUGUGCAAACUGACAACGCCGAGCCCUUUCCCAACAGAGGUCAAGCCGCAGGAGACAGGUUCCGAUAAUAAAAAACGCGGUGGAUGCUGCUCAUUUUUUAAAGGACUGUGGGGCACGACACUGACUGAGAACACAUCGGACAACCGGGAACUGUUUGUUAGGACCACUCUGAGGGAAUUACUGGUCUAUUUGGUGUUCCUUGUGGACAUAUGUCUAUUGACAUAUGGCAUGACCAGCUCCAAUACCUACUACUACACUAAAGUCAUGACAGACCUGUUUGUGCUUACGCCCAGUGGCAACGGAGUUACGUUUCAGUCCAUUAGCAGCAUGGCAGACUUCUGGACGUAUGCCCAGGGCCCAAUGCUGGACGGCCUCUACUGGACCAAAUGGUACAAUGACCAGUCCCUACAGAAUGGGGACCACUCCUUCAUCUACUAUGAGAACAUGCUGCUCGGGGUACCCAGGAUGAGACAGAUCAAGGUGAUGAACAACUCCUGUAAGGUCCACAAAGACUUCCGCAACGAGAUCUCCGGAUGCUUUGAUGUCUAUAAUGAGAAGAAGGAGGAUGAGGUGGACUUUGGCCUUGUUAACGGAACUGCCUGGCAAUACCACAAUGAGAAAGAGAUAAAGGGUUCGGCCCACUGGGGUCUGCUGACCACGUACAGCGGUGGAGGGUACUACCAGGACCUGAACAGGACCAAGGAGGAGAGUGCUGAGAUCCUGAUGGAGAUGAAUAACAACCUGUGGUUGGACCAUGGCACCAGGGCCGUGUUCAUCGACUUCUCCACUUACAACGCUAACAUCAAUCUGUUCUGUGUCAUCAGGUUAUUGGUUGAAUUUCCGGCCACUGGUGGAGCGAUACCCUCAUAUCAGAUUAGAACGGUGAAGCUGAUUCGUUACAUCACCUACUGGGACUACUUCAUCAUUGGCUGUGAGAUGGUGUUCUGCCUGUUCAUCCUCUACUACAUUGUGGAGGAGAUCCUUGAGCUCCGAAUCCAUGGGUUCUCCUACUUCAGCAGUAUCUGGAACACUCUGGAUGUGGUUGUCAUACUGCUUGCCAUUGUCGCAAUCGUCUUCAAUGUUUUUCGCACCAUUAAAGUGGACAAAUUACUUGGUAAACUCUUAGAACAACCUGGCAUUUAUGCAGACUUUGAAUUUCUUGCAUUCUGGCAAACACAAUACAACAACAUGAAUGCAGUGAACUUGUUCUUCGCUUGGAUCAAGGUUUUCAAGUACAUCAGUUUCAAUAAGACUAUGACUCAGCUGUCUUCUACUCUGGGCCGCUGUGCCAAAGACAUCAUGGGAUUUGCCAUUAUGUUCUUCAUCGUGUUCUUUGCAUACGCUCAGCUUGGCUACUUGCUCUUUGGUACGGAGGUGAAAUCCUUCAGCACCUUCGUCAAGUGCAUCUUUACACAGUUCCGGAUUAUUCUUGGAGAUUUUGAUUAUGAUGCCAUUGAACGUGCCAACAGAGUCCUGGGGCCAAUCUAUUUCGUCACCUAUGUGUUCUUUGUCUUCUUUGUGCUGCUUAACAUGUUUCUGGCUAUCAUCAACGACACAUAUUCUGAGGUCAAGGAAGAGCUGUCAUCCCAGAAGGAUGAGCUUCAGAUUACUGACAUCAUCAAACAGAGCUACAUGAAGACCUUUAUGAAAUUGAAAUUGAAAAAGGAGAAGAUAUCCGAUGUUCAGAAAGUACUACGAUCUGGCUCAAACCAACUAGAAUUCAAAGACUUUAGAGAAACUCUGAAAGAGUUGGGACAUGCCGACCAUGAGAUAUCUGAAGCUUUCUCCAAAUUCGACCAUGAUGGAAACCAAAUUCUAGACCAAGAGGAGCAAGAAAGGAUGAAGAGGGAGCUGGAGGAGAAGAGGGAUGCUCUUAGUGCCGAGCUCAACAACCUUGGAAAAAACUAUGGGAAUGGAUCUCUGGAGAAAUCCACGAUGGAUAUAGAUGAGCAUGGCAAGCCAAGUAACACUCUGGUGGAGCAAGAGGACUUCCAGAGGUUGGUUAGACAGGUUCUCCAACUAGAUCACUCAGUAGCUGCUAUCAUGACCAAGAUGGAUAUAGUCACGGAGAAACUGGAACUGCAGGAGAGCAACAGGACUAAUGGGAAGGAGACAAUGGGAAAACCAAGUGUGGCCAAAAACUAUAACGAAAAAUCAGCUUCGGAUGGGAAUGUUAUGGUAUAUCUGGAAAGAGGGACGAGGGCUGAGAUGGCACCCUGGAGAUCAACCAUUCCUGCAGGAAGUGCCCCCUAUGAUCGUCCUGGGACAGGCUGGACAAUGUCCAACAGCCACAUGUGAAGCAUAUUUAACUGACUUAAAGGCAAUGGUGAAUGUCUUAACAGGUUAUUAACACUUCAAUUCAUGUUCAAAAUUCUGCUAUAUACUGUACAUGUAUUCCAUUUUAGUCAGAGAGAGGGAGGAUAAGUUAAUGUAACAUGGAACUUUAUAUAUUAAUUGUACUGUCCAUACAUUGUGCUGGGCUUUGUGACUGAUGUGUUAAUCUUGUUUGUUGUCGAUGCCAUUUCUAAAAACAAUUUUAUCUUCUGAGUUUGUGUAUAAGACAAAAGUUAAAUGUAUAUGUACAAUAUUCUAUACUAUAUAAGUACUCCCUCCACCUUGCACCUGACUUAAUGUGCAUACUUCCUAAAUAUACAGGAACUUCUAAAUUGAGUAUAAGUGCUUUAAUAUUGACAAGCGUCCCUUUGAACAUGCAACUAAGACUAUUUAUCUUUUGACUACUUUAUAUGUGUUUAAAUCUAGAAUAUUCUUUAAAAUGAGAUAGGUGUGUAUAUAUAUAUAUAUAUAGACCUCCUGUAAAGAUCUAGACUCGCCUCAAUUCAAAGCUGUUGCUCAUUGUAUCUGUUGUACAUAACUACUCAAUGAAGUGUCUCUCAAUGUUUCUGAAUAAAGUCAGAUAGUAAGA